Thalassophryne amazonica is the source of this 1914-nucleotide messenger RNA. RefSeq lists its product as uncharacterized. The transcript has 15 exons. Lineage: Eukaryota; Metazoa; Chordata; Actinopteri; Batrachoidiformes; Batrachoididae. Bases 34 to 1914 code for a protein of 626 amino acids. The record is from RefSeq and is a predicted model, not a curated record.
UCAAGUCUGCAAGGACAUUCCAAUGAAGCCUGCAUGACUCAAGACUCCUGCAAUUGGGUGCCUGACUCAACCUCACACUUUCUCCAAUGUGUGGGUCUGCCUUCGACAGACACGGGAAGAGACCACAUGCGGAGGCUGAAGGGAAUAAUUGAGGCAUCGAUGGAUGUUUAUUCCUUCAUGACAUCCAGCAUGGCAAGAGUACCUCUUAUGAGCCUGGAGGGGGAGCUGAAACUUUACCCGGGAGUAGAUGCUUUCCAAAAUGAAACCCUGGUCCAGAUGUGGCUGGAGAUCAAGAUCAAACCACUUCUGAGAUCAAUCAGCAAACAGUUCCUAACCUGCCUCAGCAUCAAGAACUUCAGCUGUUCCACCUACCACACUGUGGUAAAGGAGCUCAGCUACCAUUUCUCUGAGAUGGAUCCAGUGAGACAAAAAUGGAUCUACACCUUCUUCAUGUACCCCUUCCUGUCUAGUGGAAGAGUAGCUGGUUGUAUGAGUCCGGGACAAAGCAGUGAGGAGUGGCUGCAGAAGAACUUUGGUGCGUUCAAAGUCAUGGCCCGUAUGAAGGACAUUUCAACACUCAACAUUACCUUCCAUGCUUUGGAGGUUCUUCACCUGCUCACCCAGGAGCAGAAGGCCGAGCUGCUUCUGAGGCCUGAAGUUGCAGGUUUAAACAAUGACACCUUGAACCUGGUCUUUCACAGUUUGACAGGAGGCAAAGACCCUCAACCCACCAUCAGACCUGCUGAGAUCCAAAACUUGAGCAGCACUGGUUACUCACUCGGCUACACUCCCAUACUGACAUAUUACCCGUACCCACCACCAACGCCAGAGGACACCCUCAAAGAGACUGCAGCUGAGCUCAUGGGGGCUUUCAGACCCAUCGGGAGUUUGAUUCAUGGAUUUGUGUCCUUCACCCGUCAGAGGAAUUUGUCAGAAAUAAGAAGUACGACUCUGACCCAAUUCCUGCUCAACUGGACCCUAGCAGAGAUGGCAAACAUGUACAGGGAGCAAGACCCACCUGUAGCUCCAGAGAGGCCAAAGUUUGAUGUGACAGAUGUAGAGGACUGGUACCAGCAGGUUGUCGUGCCGCUGUUAUUGAGGUUCUUGCCAAAGGAGGAGGUCCUGAUGCAUGAAAACAUCAAGCUGGCCUUCAACAGAUUAUUCUUUUUAGACUCCUUCGGGGACAAUCACACAUCUGAACUCCAGGAUGUCUGCAGCAUCACCCUGGAUGAGCGAACAUGCGGACUCACGGAUGCAGUGGAAAAUGUGGCCCAUGUUUUGCACUGUGUUGCCCGUAGUAACCUGACGAUGUCUGAGGGGACAAUACUGAGACUGGUUCAGGAGCUGUCAAACCGUUUGAACUUACUUCUCAAAGAGAUUUCCACAACGGACAUGAAUGGAUUUGCAUCUCACGUUCAGGACCUCUUUCAUGAGGCCACCUCCCCGGCUCUGACCCAGGAAAACUUAGAGGACCCGAACUUCAUCAGACUGUGGUUCAGGGUCAAACUGCUGCCCCUCCUGCCACAAAUACCUUUAGACCUCCUCUCCUGCCUCAGCACCAAGAACUUCACCUGCCCAGUUUUUCAAACCAUUGUAGCAGAACUCAGCAGAGAAAUACAACACAUGGAUGGCAGUCAGACCUAUGGUCAUCAAAUCUACAAAUACUUCAUCUAUUCCUUCCUGCGACACCACAACACCUCUCAACCCCAGUGUGUCUCAUCAGGAAGUCACAGUGCAGAAUGGCUGAUAAGCAACUUUGGUUUCUUUGCAAGAUUUGCAUCUGUUGUGGACUUUUACAGCCUGAACCCAAACUUCUCUGGACUGGAGGCGCUACAACGUCUUAACACCAAAGCAGGUGACAGAGGAUGCUGGUGCUGUCCCUUCAGUCUCUGGCAGACAAAGAAGCAGCUGUAA